AUGAAAUUCUUGCAAACCUGCUCCGUUCUUGCCGUUCUGGUGGCAUUCAGCAAAGCCACCUCGAUAUUAAGCCGCCUCCGAAGCGAGGAACAUCACCCGAUCUCUACGGUGGAAGACAUUCCUGAGCUCUCAGAAGGAUUUAGUUGGAGGAUUGUGGAGCGCCUUGUCGGAAAUGGCACAAGAAUUAGUCGUGUUGUGGAGCUCGAUGCCCAGUCGAACCAGCUGCAAAAGCGGGUAUUUGCUAUUGGUUGUGUUAGGAUAAGUACACCUACUACAGCCAACAUCAGCGUAAAACAACUGAUAGCUGUUGAGUUCGCACUAAGGCACUCAAAGCAUGCUGGGUUACCCCCCUUGAUCGACGACUGUAACGCCCUGAAUACCCAAGUCAAGAAUUACCAAUCAACACUUUUCGUACAGCCGGGCUACUGCCACGAAGCGACAUAUGGGACUUAG
This is a messenger RNA of Aspergillus pseudotamarii, 453 nucleotides long. RefSeq lists its product as uncharacterized. The transcript has a single exon. The record is from RefSeq and is a predicted model, not a curated record. NCBI's taxonomy places the organism in Eukaryota, Fungi, Ascomycota, Eurotiomycetes, Eurotiales, Aspergillaceae. Bases 1 to 453 code for a protein of 150 amino acids.